CAUACCAGUGUCUACGCGGCGCUGAACUAUUGCCGGGCGGGAUUUCCGCAAUAUCAAGUAUGGCGAAGACGUACGAUUAUUUGUUCAAACUACUGUUAAUCGGAGAUUCCGGAGUAGGAAAAACAUGCGUAUUGUUCAGAUUCUCAGAGGAUGCUUUCAACUCCACCUUUAUCUCCACAAUAGGUAUUGAUUUCAAGAUUAGGACAAUAGAACUAGAUGGCAAGAAGAUAAAGCUGCAGAUAUGGGACACAGCAGGUCAAGAGCGAUUCCGAACAAUCACAACAGCAUACUAUAGGGGAGCCAUGGGCAUUAUGUUGGUGUAUGACAUCACCAACGAAAAGAGCUUCGACAAUAUAAAGAACUGGAUAAGGAACAUUGAAGAACAUGCGUCGGCGGAUGUUGAGAAGAUGAUCCUUGGCAACAAGUGUGACAUCAAUGACAAACGACAGGUGUCCAAAGACAGAGGCGAGAAGCUGGCUCUGGAGUAUGGCAUUAAGUUCAUGGAGACCAGUGCAAAGGCCAAUAUCAAUGUGGAAAACGCAUUCCUGACACUUGCCAGAGACAUCAAGGCAAAAAUGGACACAAAAUUGGAAGGCAACAGUCCGCAGGGCAGCAACCACGGGGUGAAGAUCACCACGGAGCAGCAGCAGAAAAAGACCAGCUUCUUCCGCUGUGUGCUCCUGUGAAACCACGCUGGCCCGCCUUACCGUCCGCCCGCACACACGCCCGUACGAGUUGGACGCCACUGGACUGUGCUCUUGUUCUCAGCACUCCCCAGCCCAUCCCUUCCUCCAUCCCUCCCUCUCUCUCUUUCCCUCUCUCGCUCUCUCUCUCUCACUUUCUUAUUCUCUUUUGCUUUUCCCUCUUUUUCAGCCCUCUUUCCCUGCCCCACUGUCCUUCCUUUACCAGUUGGCCAAUGGAAGUAGUUUGCUCUCCAUCCAUGUUCUUCCAUAAGACAUACAUGCAGGUGACGCCAUCCUCUUCCAGGCUUAUGAUCCUUUGCUGAUACUGCCAUGCUUCUGAUUGGCUGUAUUUGGUCAAGGUGAAGAGCUGAGCCGGGUUGAACCGGUCUGAAGCGGCGCUCACUGUCUUUGUGCGCGUCCUCACUUCGGGAAGAGGAGGACCACCACUUCUGUUUGUCCGACAGUCUUGUUUCGGAGCUCUUGUCAGAGCAUGCCGCUGCCAAACUCUUACCCCACCCUCAACCCCAUUCAACCUCACUCAACCCGGAAGCGACAGUUUGGUUUGAGAGUUGUUGUUCUUCCAGGGUCAGGCUGUAGAGCGUAAUCUGUUGCUGUUGUGCCCUGAGCGCUGUUUAGAAAGUUUCUAUUCUCCAUUCCAUUCUGUUUUUGUGUCUUGUUCCUUUUUUGUAGUUUUCGGGUUUUUUUGUUUUUUUAAAUCCCCAUGCAUUCCGCGACAAUCACUUGACCUAACUUUAAAAAUACGAAGCUUGUAGUGGGCCACUUACACUUUAGGCAUCGCUCCUCUCUUGUUUGUGAGUUUUUUUUCUUUUUUUUUAUAUAUAUAUCAUUCUUUUGUAUUGUUUUAAUUACCUGAAAAAAUAACUCCCUUAACCAAUUCCUGGCAUAUGGUCCGAAACGCCAUAUUUAUGCAGGACUACAUUCCACCUUACCAAUGUUGUUUACCUGUUCAUGCUAUAGAGAUUUUCUUAUGCAGAAUCUGUGCACAUCUUGUAUGUUAUUGUCAAGUUAGUCAUAUUAUUAUUUUUUUUUUUUUGUAGAUGUUUUAUUAGAAAUUCCCCAAAGCUUUGGCCCAUUGCUCAUAUGAUCCAAAAACCUCAGGACUUGUCUCGGUGAAGUUCUGAGAGGUUGUAGCACGCCCAAGCUUCAAGACCCAAACUCGCACAGAAAACAUGUCCUCUCUGUAGAAACACAUGGCCGUCUCAGUCCACCUCCAGCAAUACUUCACUGGGAGGGCCACCCUGCAAGUCCCUUGCACUUUACGAGUGACCUUUGUGUUGUGAGUAGUCUGUGCAGAGUGGUAGUGUUUUUUGCAUAAUGCAACGUAUCUGUUUUUUUAGUAGUAGUAUUAUUUGGCAAAAAAAAAUGAUACGUUGACAUUUCAUAUGGACCUAAUGACUUCAUGUUUUGAUAAGUUUCAUUUGAAAUUUAUUUUAAACACCUUUAGUAUUUAUCAGAGCGGUAUAAAUCCCAAGAGUUGUUGCACAAUGCACAAAAUGCCCUGGCUUCCAUCAGCUUGCCAAAGUUGAUGCAGUAAAGCUCUUGAGCUUCUUGGAACCUCUUGGAACCAAUUUGGAGACAGCUAGCCUUAGCCCUUACAGCUGUACUGUGCUGUGCGAUCAGGAGAGGGCGAGCCUCAGCCCUUAAGAGCUCUGUCGUCGCUGGCUUCCUCUGCGUGGGAUGACUCACCCCUGCAGUGUGGAGUGGAGGCCGCUUGGCCCCUUCUGGUUUCCCUUUUGGUCACAGGCACUUCCUAAUGUCAGCUUUAGGUGUGCACUGUUUCUGGCUUUCUCACUCUUGACUUUUCAUCCAGGAACUUCUCUGCGCUUUCUGCUUUCUUUUUUUCGCUAAAGUAAGUCUUAUGAUUGGGUGGAGGCAGUCAGACCUGGUCUGUUUUGAAUGGUAAGGAGAUUUAAUCGCAAAGGCCUGGGGGGGGGGGGGGUGUAGAUUUUCACUCAAACCCAAGAUGUAUAGCUAACACAUUUCAGACUUAAUAUAACUAUGCGCCUGCUUGGCCAGGUUUUGGAUACAUGCAGCCUCACCAGUCUAUUGUAGGGGAGAUGUUUUUUCCCCAAAGUGAAAGCAUACCAACAUGACCAGUGGCGACUGUCAUUUGGUCUUCGAAAUUCAGUUUGUAAGCAGCCUACUGCAUUGCGAGUCAAGCGAGCACACUGGGGCUUUGGAUUUAUCUUGGGGGAAGCUCUGGUGCCUGGCCUGGUGGUUAAAGCAUUCCGUUAGAGACAAAAAAAUAAACAGUGUUCUGUAUGUUGAAUCGAGGAGAAGCUUGUGGUGUUUUGCUCUGUUUCAGGAGAUUCCAAGUUAGGACAACUUUCUCUUCCAUUUUGAGGUGUUUUUCCCUGGGUGUGGAACAGUUUGCCUAUUUAAACUAAUCUGCUGGCUUCCCCUUCAAUUUCUUUUGUCCAAAGAGAUCCAGUGAUCACUUCAUUUUCUUUUUUUCCCUUUCUAUUGAUACCUUGUAUUAAAGGUUUUCCCUAUUAUUAUUAUUAUGAUUAUUAUAAUUAUUAUUGGGGGCUUUUUCUGGUGCCCACAUCUGCCACCCUCUGUUGAGUCUGUUUGCUAAGCUCAGACCUGCAUGCGUUCACAGCCGAACCCUUUGUCUUAAUUGCUAAUACUUGAUCUCUUUUCGUUUUGAAAACUAUGCAUCAUGAAGGUUCAUAUUGACAACCUUUAAAAACGUACCUGUUUAUUAAUUACCUGGGUUUUUUUUUUUAAAAGAGUUUUGGAAAUGGCAACAGCAGUUGCUCGACCCUGAGCACAUUCCUGUAUGAUUUUGAUAUGGUCUCAUAAUUUAGUCGCCCCCCCCCCCCCCCCCCCCCAAGUCUCUUUAUGUGCAAUGCUCCAUUUUGUGUGAUGAUGGGUGAAUUCCAUUAUAUACACCUUUCUGGCUCUGGUGUGAAAUUUGGCAAGGAUGUUGAGAGAGUCCUCUCUCUGCCCUUGGUGGCUGAUCACCCUGCAGUUCAGUGAUACUUACUCUGUCAUACCUCCUACCCUCGUGCGUCUUCAGGUAUGCUUACAGCGCCCCCCCCCCCCUCCCUCUUUAUUUAUUUUUUGUUUUUGUUUUGGCAUUGCUGUCGCAUUCAUAUCAUAUCCAAUUCCCUUUCAGUUUUUUUUUUUUUUAAAGACAGUUUUUGUGUAUCUGUUGAUUUGAGAGGUAUAUGGGGAGAAAGAUUUCAAGUAAAUUACCUUUUGGAGGAAAAAAAAAAACAAUUGUAAAUAACACUCUAAAAAAAGAGAUCUACGUAAAAAAAAUUGUACUGUACUUUCUAAAAUCAUAUGAAAUCGAUCUACGGUUCUGUAGAUAUCUGUACUUUUGAUUUAUUAAAAUAAGACUUUUAAAAAAAA
Molecule: messenger RNA, 4064 nt
Organism: Clupea harengus (Atlantic herring)
Lineage: Eukaryota; Metazoa; Chordata; Actinopteri; Clupeiformes; Clupeidae
Gene: rab8a
Product: RAB8A, member RAS oncogene family
Molecular function (GO): GTP binding; GTPase activity
Source: RefSeq, a predicted model, not a curated record